Molecule: messenger RNA, 2637 nt
Organism: Kogia breviceps (pygmy sperm whale)
Lineage: Eukaryota; Metazoa; Chordata; Mammalia; Artiodactyla; Physeteridae
Gene: SCNN1G
Product: sodium channel epithelial 1 subunit gamma
Biological process (GO): sodium ion transmembrane transport
Cellular component (GO): sodium channel complex; plasma membrane
Molecular function (GO): ligand-gated sodium channel activity
Source: RefSeq, a predicted model, not a curated record
GGGCUGCGGGAUGCUCUCGCUGUACGAGGAGCAGAACACAGCGUAACCGGAUCGCGCACACGCUAGCCGCGGACCCUUCGGAACUGAGUGAGCUUGCCUGCCCCACCAAGUCCCAUCUUCACCAUGGCUGCUGGAGAGAAGAUCAAAGCCAAAAUCAAGAAGAAUCUGCCCGUGAGGGGACCUCAGGCACCUACCAUCAAAGAGCUGAUGCGGUGGUACUGUCUGAACACCAACACCCACGGCUGCCGCCGCAUCGUGGUGUCCCGUGGCCGCCUCCGGCGCCUGCUCUGGAUUCUGUUCACGCUGACAGCCGUGGCCCUCAUUUUCUGGCAGUGUGCCCUCCUCAUCUCAUCCUUCUACACCGUCUCUGUCUCCAUCAAAGUUCACUUCCAGAAGCUGGAUUUUCCUGCUGUCACCAUCUGCAACAUCAAUCCUUACAGGUACAGUGCCGUGCGGGACCUUCUAGCCGAUUUGGAACAGGAGACCAGAGGGAACUUGAAGACCCUGUAUGGCUUUUCGGAAAUUACAUCUCGGAAACGCCGAGACGCAGAGUCCUGGAGUUCGGCCAGGGAGGACACAGGCUCGAAAUUCCUCAACCUGGUCCCGCUGCUGGCCUUUGAUAAGGGUGAGACAAGCAAGGCAAGGGACUUCCGCACAGGACGGAAGCGGAAAGUCAGUGGCAGAAUCAUUCACGAGGCAUCAGACGUCAUGCAUGUCCAUGAGUCCGAGGUGGUGGGAUUCCAGCUGUGUUCAAAUGACACAUCCAGCUGUGCAGUCUACACCUUCAGCUCGGGGGUUAAUGCCAUCCAGGAGUGGUACAAGCUGCACUACAUGAACAUCAUGGCACAGGUGUCUCCAGAGAAGAAAAUCAACAUGAGCUACUCUGCUGAGGAGCUGCUGGUCACCUGCUUCUUUGAUGGGGAGUCCUGUGAUGCCAGGAACUUCACACGUUUCCACCAUCCAAUGUAUGGGAAUUGCUACACAUUCAACAAUAGAGAAAAUGAGACUAUCCUCAGCACCUCCAUGGGAGGCAGUGAAUAUGGGCUGCAGGUCAUCUUGUACAUAAACGAAGAGGAGUACAACCCCUUCCUGGUGUCCUCCACUGGGGCGAAGGUGAUUGUCCAUCGGCAGGAUGAGUACCCCUUCAUCGAGGAUGUGGGAACAGAGAUUGAGACGGCCAUGGCCACCUCCAUAGGGAUGCACCUGACGGAGUCCUUCAAGCUGAGUGAGCCCUACAGCCAGUGCACAGAGGACUGGAGUGACGUGCUGAUCACGAACAUCUACAAUGCUACGUAUUCCCUCCAGAUCUGCCUUCACUCAUGCUUCCAGGCAAAGAUGGUGGAGAAAUGUGGGUGUGCCCAGUUCAGCCAGCCUCUACCUCAGGGAGUCAACUACUGCAACUACCAGCAGCACCCCAACUGGAUGUACUGCUACUACGAACUGCACCAGGACUUUGUCCGGGAAGAGCUGGGCUGCCAGUCGCUGUGCAAGGAAGCCUGCAGCUUUAAGGAGUGGACGCUGACCACCAGUCUGGCGCAGUGGCCAUCUGAGGUUUCUGAGAAAUGGUUGCUGUCCGUUCUCACUUGGGACCAAGGCAAAAUAAAGAAAAAACUCAACAAGACAGACUUGGCCAAACUCUUGAUAUUCUACAAAGACCUGAACCAGAGAUCCAUCGUGGAGAGCCCUGCCAACAGCAUCGAGAUGCUUCUGUCCAACAUCGGUGGCCAGCUGGGCCUGUGGAUGAGCUGCUCCAUCGUCUGCAUCAUUGAGAUCAUCGAGGUCUUCUUCAUCGACUCCCUCUCCAUCGUCGCACGCCACCAGUGGCACAAAGCCAAGGAGUGGUGGGCCCGGAGACAGGCGACCACCUGCCCCGAGGCUCCCCCCAGCCCUCAGGGUCAGGACAACCUGGGCCUCGAUGUAGACGAUGACCUGCCCACUUUCACCUCUGCCUUGUGCCUACCUCCAGCCCCGGCAGCCCAGGUGCCGGGCACGCCUCCCCCUAGAUACAACACCUUGCGCUUGGACAGGGCCUUCUCUCGCCAGCUCACAGACACGGAGGUGCCAGCUGAGUCCUGAGGCAGGCUGGGGAAGAGAGACCGAGCCAGGACCACCCGCCAUGGUCUGAGAACUUAGAUCCCGUCUCCUGCACGCAGAGCGGAUCCUCUGCACCCCCUCUGGGCUUUUCAGAGACAUUGACUACAAGUCUACUUUGAACGAGGCAGGGCCUGGGCACGUGCAGGGAACUGUUGGACCCCACCCAGCAAUGCUCACAGCCGCCCAGGAUGAGAUAGUUCCUGCAGCCCAAACCCUUAGGACAUCUGCUGCCGAGACAGAUGGGGCCGAGGAAACGCGGCCGGCCUGGACAAAGGCCAGGAGUGAAGCCUGACAGAGUUCUCCGCCAGAUCCGCAGAGAGAAAGACUCUUCCAGAGCCCGGAGCUGGGGGUUCCGGCCACUCCCGCAGCCUGGGCUGGGACCCAGGGAUGUGACCUUAGGUGUUGAGGCCUGACAGUCUCUGCCUGCUGCCAAAGAUAAGGAGGAGGCAGCUCCAGGCCUGGAGCUGGAGCCGUUUAUGAAUAACCUGCUUGAUCACUGAUAUUGCGGCAAGGUCUGCUCUGUGCCCUGAGGCAGGAGCUGGC